GGCGCCGGAGGAGGAAGACCAGCCUGCACUAUGAAUCCGUGGCUCCUGGUCUGCCUGGUGGCCUGCUUCGUGCGUGCCUGGGCUCCCACUGUCCACGCUCAAGGUGCUUUUGAGGACUGCUGCCUGGCCUACCACGGCCCAGCAAGACGGUCCAUGCUCCGGUAUGCCCAGAGUUACCAUCGCCAGGACGUGAGCGGGAGCUGCAACCUGCCUGCGGUGAUAUUCUUCUUCCCCCAGAAAAACAAGAUGGUGUGUGGGAAGCCAGGGGCCAGGUGGGUGCAGAUUGGGAUGAAGAUCCUAGAUGCUCGAAAGAAGACUCAGUUAAAGCCCCACCACGGCACCCGGAGAAACUUCCCGGUCCCUCAUUCUGGGGUGAGGAAGUUGAGCCCCGGAACCUCCACGCUACCAUUGUCGAAGUUUAGUGGUCCCACCAGAAACAGCAAGAGGAAAACCUCUCUCCUGACAACAGCUAAGCCAGGACCAUGA
This is a messenger RNA of Lipotes vexillifer (Yangtze River dolphin), 486 nucleotides long. It is a transcript of the gene CCL25, whose product is annotated as C-C motif chemokine ligand 25. Gene Ontology annotation, molecular function: CCR chemokine receptor binding; chemokine activity. Gene Ontology annotation, cellular component: extracellular region. Bases 31 to 486 code for a protein of 151 amino acids. The transcript has 5 exons. NCBI's taxonomy places the organism in Eukaryota, Metazoa, Chordata, Mammalia, Artiodactyla, Lipotidae. The record is from RefSeq and is a predicted model, not a curated record. Gene Ontology annotation, biological process: inflammatory response; chemokine-mediated signaling pathway; eosinophil chemotaxis.